AUGGCAGAAAUCACCCACCCCACGAUCAAGGAUGGCUGGUUCCGCGAGAUCAGCGACAUGUGGCCUGGCCAGGCUAUGACGCUCAAGGUCAACCAGGUCGUUCAUCACGAGAAGAGCAAGUAUCAGGAUGUGCUCAUCUUUGAGAGCUCGGACUAUGGUAUGGUGUUGGUGCUGGACAAUGUCAUUCAGUGCACCGAGCGGGAUGAGUUCUCGUACCAAGAGAUGAUCACCCACCUGGGCAUGUUCUCGCACCCCAACCCCAAGAAAGUCCUCGUCAUCGGCGGCGGCGACGGCGGCGUCCUCCGCGAGGUCGUCAAGCACGAGAGCGUGGAAGAGGCGAUCCUCUGCGACAUCGACGAGGCCGUCAUCCGUCUCAGCAAGAAGUACCUCCCCGGCAUGAGCGUGGGCUUCCAACACCCCAACGUCAAGGUCCACGUCGGCGACGGCUUCAAGUUCCUCGAGGACUACAAGGACACCUUCGACGUCAUCAUCACCGACAGCUCUGACCCCGAGGGGCCCGCCGAGUCGCUUUUCCAGAAGCCGUACUUCGAGCUCCUCCACGGCGCCCUACGUGAGGGCGGUAUCAUUACCACCCAAGGUUCUGAGAACCUCUGGCUGCACCUGAGCCUGAUCGAGAACCUCAAGAAGCAAGUCAAGACCGUCUUCCCCAUCGCCGAAUUUGCGUGGACCACGAUCCCCACGUACCCCAGCGGCCAGAUCGGUUUCCUGGUGUGCAGCAAGGACGGCAGCCGCGACGUCAAGAAGCCGCUGCGGACGCUGAAGGAGGCCGAGGAGGAUAAGCUGUUCAAGUACUACAGCGCCAAGGUGCACGAGGCCGCGUUUGUGCUUCCCAAGUUUGCUGAGAAGGCUCUUCGGUGA
Molecule: messenger RNA, 879 nt
Organism: Zasmidium cellare ATCC 36951
Lineage: Eukaryota; Fungi; Ascomycota; Dothideomycetes; Mycosphaerellales; Mycosphaerellaceae
Exons: 3
Coding region: 1-879 (292 amino acids)
Biological process (GO): spermidine biosynthetic process
Cellular component (GO): cytosol
Molecular function (GO): spermidine synthase activity
Source: RefSeq, a predicted model, not a curated record